GGCGCUCUGCGUUUGGGGCGGCGGAGAGUGAGGGCGGGCGAGCGGGAGCCGCCGGAGGAGGAGAGGAGGAGAGGCGGCGGCGGCUGUGCGGCCAGCGGCGGCUGUGCUCCGCGCCCCGCGCUCCCCGCGCGGCUCUCCCGCUCCAUGUCGCCCAGCGCUCGGCGGCGAGGCCCCCGCGGGGCAAAGGCUGGCGCCGAGCGGGGAGCGGCGCGGCGGUGCUGAAGGACAGCUCCGCUCCGCGCUCCUCCGCGCUGCUCCGCGCCCCGGCGCGCCCCGUCGCCGUGUGGCCGCAGGGCCGCCGGCCCGCCGCGCCUUGAUGUGCCCCCCGCCACCGCGCUGGCGGCUCCCAUGGCGGUGGCACGGAAAAUCAAAACUUUGUUGACCGUGAACAUCUUGGUCUUCGUGGGCAUCAUCCUCUUCUCGGUCUACUGCAGGAUCCAGGACCGCUCCCAGGAGCUGGUGCAGAUCGUCCGGAGUGCGGACCGCCGGGCCAGGAGCCGCGGCGCCAAGGUGGGCAGCCUGGCGGACAGGGAGUCCAUCCUGCAGCGCCUGGACCACCUGGAGGAAGUGGUCUACAACCAGCUAAAUGGUCUGGCAAAGCCCAUGGGAUUAGUUGAAGGUCCAGGAGGUUUGGGCCAGGGGGGAAUGGCUGCUACCCUGAGAGAUGAUAGCCAUGAAUCAGAGACUAAGUAUGAAGAAUACGGUUACAAUGCCCAACUCAGUGACAGGAUAUCACUGGACAGGUCCAUCCCUGACUACAGACCAAAAAAGUGCAAACAGAUGACCUACCCAGAUGACCUGCCUCAGAUCUCCGUGGUCUUCAUCUUUGUGAACGAGGCACUGUCUGUCAUCCUGCGCUCGGUGCACAGCGUAGUGAAUCACACCCCGUCGCACCUGCUCAAGGAGAUCAUCCUGGUGGAUGACAACAGUGACAAUGUUGAGCUCAAAUUUAAUCUGGACCAGUACGUCAAUAAGAGGUACCCAGGCCUGGUGAAAAUAGUGCGCAACAACAAACGAGAAGGACUGAUUCGAGCCAGGAUCCAGGGCUGGAAAGCAGCAACUUCUCCUGUCGUUGGGUUCUUUGAUGCUCACGUUGAGUUCAACAUCGGCUGGGUGGAACCUGCGCUUACCCGGAUCAAGGAAGAUCGAAGGCGGAUCAUCCUGCCGGCCAUUGACAACAUCAAGUACAACACUUUUGAAGUGCAGCAAUACGCCAAUGCAGCCCACGGCUAUAACUGGGGCCUCUGGUGCAUGUACAUAAUCCCACCGCAGGACUGGCUCGAUAAAGGGGAUGAGUCAGCUCCCAUCAGGACACCAGCCAUGAUUGGAUGCUCGUUUGUAGUGGACCGGGAGUAUUUUGGUGAGAUCGGCUUGCUUGACCCUGGUAUGGAGGUCUAUGGAGGAGAGAACAUUGAAUUGGGCAUGAGGGUCUGGCAGUGUGGAGGCAGCAUGGAGGUGCUGCCCUGCUCCCGCGUGGCGCACAUCGAGCGCACGAAGAAGCCCUACAACAACGACAUCGACUACUAUGCAAAGCGCAACGCCCUGCGCGCCGCCGAGGUCUGGAUGGAUGACUUCAAGUCACACGUGUACAUGGCGUGGAACAUCCCCAUGGCAAACCCUGGAGUUGACUUUGGAGAUGUGUCUGAAAGAAUAGCCCUGCGACAGCGGCUGCAGUGCCGGAGUUUUAAGUGGUACUUGGAGAACGUCUAUCCUGAAAUGAGGGUUUAUAACAACACAGUCACUUAUGGAGAGGUGCGGAACAGCAAAGCAAGUGGCUACUGCUUAGAUCAAGGAGCCGAAGAGGAUGACAAAGCAAUCCUUUACCCAUGCCAUGGGAUGUCCUCUCAGCUUGUCCGCUACAGCUCGGAAGGCGUCCUGCAGCUGGGGCCACUGGGCUCCACAGCCUUCCUGCCCGACUCCAAAUGUCUUGUGGAUGAUGGGAAGGGCAGGACACCGACUCUGAAGAAGUGUGAAGAUGUCCUGAGACCAGCACAGAGGUUCUGGGAUUUCACACAGGCUUUGGGAGGAAGAACAACUGCCAGAAUUUUCUUCAUUGGAAACGUUUCUAGCAAUGAUGUUCCCUUUUCGACCGCUGCUGUGUCGACUGCCUGCUUCUUACUGCUCACCGAAGUCAAUUGCAAGGUCCUGCCACAGAUGAAAGGUGGGUUUGUGAAAAGCUAACGAACAAGCUGGAUAGAAACCAAGGAGUGAUCAGGUCUUGACACAUCUCUGAAUCUGGAUGCCACCAAAGUAAACCUAACAUUGUGCUCUCUCUGGAAAGAAUCCUAAGCUUAGGACAUUUUUGUACUGCUUCAUCAGGAAUCCCUACUCAAGAAAUCACUGCAGUGUAUCACAGUAUCAUCAGGGUUGGAAGAGACCUCACAGAUCAUCAAGUCCAACCCUUUACCACAGAGCUCAAGGCUAGACCAUGGCACCAAGUGCCACGUCCAACCUUGCCUCGAACAGCCCCAGGGACGACGACUCCACCACCUCCCUGGGCAACCCAUUCCAGUAUCCCACUGUGUGUACCACUGCAUCUUAUUUUGCAGAAAUGAUUUCUUUUGUGUGUGUGUUUGUGAUGUUAGUGAACUUAAGCUGAGAGCUGUAAUUGCUGAAUGCAUGGAAAAUACAUCAGUUGGCACCCUGAGCUACUGAAAUGUGUGCAUCAUACAUUUAUAGCUUCCUCUGUGGUAACAAGGAUGUGCUCGAAAUGCUAGGGCACUGAGGAGUGCUGGAGUUGGAGUCUGCUUGCCAAGUGAACCAAGGGAACUCAAGGAGUAAAUACUGAAAUUACACACUUAAUAGUUCUCAGUGAAUCUGUUACAAAGGGCAUCAGUGUUUGUGGCUUCCCAAAAAAAUGCAAUUAACUGCCUUUGGGUCUUCUCUUAACAAUUUCCCUGUUUCACUCUGCUAACUGUUGAAAUUGCCUUGUCCCCAUAAAGACCUGGGGUGCUUGUGCCAUGUGAAGAUUCUAGCUGUGUUUAUAAAAUGCCCCAGCUACCAGUGGCGUUGGAAAAAAGAGAUAUGCAGUGACCUCUUCAGCACAUUGGAAUGGAUUUUGGAAUGAUUUCACAAAAUGCAUUGGCUUAUAUUACCAACACAUUAAGCUACUCAAGGUACUGAGUUCAUGGGUUGCCCUGAGCAAAAAAACCCAACGUGUUUUCUUUGGCCCAGUGAAGCAAUAGAUGGUAACUCCAUGCUGAGGAACAGAGCUUCUGAAUUAAGAGUGUUCUUCAGAGAUGUACAGAAGCAUUUGUUGCUUUCCACUGGCCCUCACCAAGUAUGGUGCAGUUUUCAACCUCUCUGUAAUAAGUUUAAUUAAAGAGGCGAGAACUAGGCUGCGACUUGUGACUGCAAAUGGUUUUUCAUUCUGUGGCACACCAUCCAAUCAGUUUGUAUUUACACUUGAAAAGUUAAUAAAUUACUAUGCAUUUUCCUGCUGACAA
Pogoniulus pusillus (Red-fronted tinkerbird) is the source of this 3446-nucleotide messenger RNA. RefSeq names its product polypeptide N-acetylgalactosaminyltransferase 9 (gene GALNT9). NCBI's taxonomy places the organism in Eukaryota, Metazoa, Chordata, Aves, Piciformes, Lybiidae. Gene Ontology annotation, molecular function: polypeptide N-acetylgalactosaminyltransferase activity. The record is from RefSeq and is a predicted model, not a curated record. Gene Ontology annotation, biological process: protein O-linked glycosylation. Bases 349 to 2181 code for a protein of 610 amino acids. Gene Ontology annotation, cellular component: Golgi apparatus. The transcript is spliced from 11 exons.